Messenger RNA from Nyctereutes procyonoides (raccoon dog), 592 nucleotides. It is a transcript of the gene FIGLA, whose product is annotated as folliculogenesis specific bHLH transcription factor. The transcript has 5 exons. Bases 1 to 513 code for a protein of 170 amino acids. NCBI's taxonomy places the organism in Eukaryota, Metazoa, Chordata, Mammalia, Carnivora, Canidae. Gene Ontology annotation, biological process: regulation of transcription by RNA polymerase II; developmental process. Gene Ontology annotation, molecular function: RNA polymerase II transcription regulatory region sequence-specific DNA binding; protein dimerization activity; DNA-binding transcription factor activity, RNA polymerase II-specific. The record is from RefSeq and is a predicted model, not a curated record.
AUGGAGCCCGAGCCCGCCAUCCUGGGCGUCGCGCCCGCUGAGGUGCUGGAGGACGUGCUGCGGGAGCAGUUCGGGCCGCUGCCCCAGCUGGCUGCCAUCUGCCGGCUCAAGCGGCUGCCGUCGGGCGGCUACUCGUCCACCGAGGACCUGCAGCUGGUGCUCGAGCGGCGGCGCGUGGCCAACGCCAAGGAGCGCGAGCGGAUAAAAAAUCUCAACCGUGGUUUUGCCAAACUGAAGGCACUUGUGCCCUUUCUCCCCCAAAGCAGGAAGCCUAGCAAAGUUGACAUCCUUAAAGGUGCAACCGAAUACAUACAAGUUCUCAGUGAUGUCUUGGAAGGAGCCAAAGUCUCUGAGAGACAGAAUCCAGGUCACCAGAACUAUAGCAACCGCCCUCCCGAACCACCCGUAGCGCUGGCUGGAGAUGUGCCGAGGAACCUGGGGCAGCACGCCGGCCGCCCUGUGGGCUUGAAGAGCGAGGAGGAGAGGCCCUGGGCGGACGGCGGCAGCGGGUAGGUUCCUAGAAGUGGAAGUCCUGAGUCACAGGCUCCCCCAAGUAUGAAAAAUGAACAGGCCCCACCCAGGGCGAUCUUCU